CUUCAACGUCGACUUUGGCUCUCAACCCAACCAAUCAACUCGACUAGCAAUCAUCGCCCCAUCAUGACGCUGCCACAGCUUCGGCGUACAAGCGAUGAUGUCGAAGGUCAGCUUCAGGAACUGAUCAGGCUGCGCAAUGCUGUCAUUGGCAGCCGAACCAAAAAGGCAGAGUUCGUCGUCGAGGGCAAAGUGCCUCACCUCGUCGAGCUCCUCGCCACGCCCAUUGCCAACCCAACUGCGCUUCAGGUUCGCAGUCUAUCUGCUACCAUCUUGGGCUCCCUUGCCAAUUCGUCCUCAUCGCCCACGCUGUUAUGCAUUCUUACAGCAGAAGCACCUCAAGCCUUGACCACCGCUCUCGCCGAUGUGGCAUCCCUCAACGCCCUGCAGGAUGGAGAGCGACUCAAAGCCAUCGAAUCCCUCGUCAGAGCCCUUCGAUCCAUCUACGUCGCCAUCGCAUCAGAGAUUGCUCCCAGUCCGCGACUUGGUUUGGGGCCAGGCCGAGCCGCAGCAGGCAAGAGCGCCUCGAUGCUAAGGGCUAAGAUUUCUCGUGAGCCUGCAGGGUGGUAUACCGCAUCAGCCGACGUCAAAAUGGCAUCAGGCUCCUCUUCCGACCUGCGAACUUCCUUCAAGAAGCACAGCGACGAUACUAGCUCCUCCUCAAACCUUGUUUUGCUCGGUCGCUCAGCCAUAGACCAUAUCCUCAGCCCCGAGGUCCUCCCCUUCCUCCUCGGCCCCCUCUUCCUUGCGCCCAUCCCUCGUCAUGAGCGGGUGCACGAGACGCUGCGAGAAGCUAAGGCGGCGGCAAACUCACGUCCCACUACGCCAGCGUACGCUGCAGUCGUGAUGAACAGCAGCUCGCGCGGCCAGGAUAUGGAGACAGCAUCGGUCGCUAGCAGCAGUCGAAUGGAUAUGGACGCCCAAAUGGGUGACGGGUCAAUGGCGCUACGCAAGCAAGCUCUCACCAUCGUCGAAAUGGUUGCUGGCAUAUUUUCGGCAUGUCUAGGCCUACCUGGCCCGGGUAUCUUAGCCUCAAAGGCGGGCAAGUCAGGGUCGUCGUCGGCGUCAUUCGCCUCACCGGCGCAGGAGAUAGCCACGCGCCGUCGCCACCUCAUCGACUUCAAUGCCUCUGGGUCUCCCUUCCAAGCAAUUGAAGUCAAUCUGCAAGACACAGAAGCAGAGCCAAUCGCAACGCCGUCUUUCCUCAGCAUCCUUCUCGCGGCUGCCGAAUCUGGCUAUCCGAAGGCACAAGAGUCGGCACUCUGGCUACUCUGCGAGCUCGUUCGGGAUAAUGCCGAUACGUCAGUGCAACUCUUCCGGCAUCAGACCCCCUCUGGCCUCUUGCCCACCUCCAUGCUCCUAGCGCUCCGCAAUGAUCCUAGCGUGGCCGUCAGGCUGGCCGCAUUCUCAUGCAUGGCCAACCUGAUCAAGGUGCAUCCCUUCACUGCAAAGACAAGUGAGCGAGUGCUGGCUGUACUUGUCGAUCUGCUCGACGAGUCAAGUCAGGGAGGUGGCGAGGUGCAAGUCGCCGCAGCUUUUGCUAUCGCCAAGGUGGUCGAGGAUGACCCAAGGAUGCAGGCGGUUGCGUGCACGCAGGGUCCCUUUGGGUAUCACUGCGUGGAAAAGCUGGGAGGUCUGCUCGAUCAGGCGACAAAGACUCUUACCGAGGGCAACGGCAGCAGCACCAGCAAGGCCAAGCUCACCGUGCCUUCAAUGGCAACAUCAGCGCGCAACCAAGAAAUGGCACACCGUCUGCGUGAAGCUGUCCUCACAGCGCUCGCAGCGCUCUCCUUCACGCGUGACGAGAUCCGCCGCCAGAUAGUCGAUGGCACCACCCCCUCUCUGCUACCUAUCGUCGUAAGCUGUCUCAGUUCCUCCUCUCUCGGUACCCGCGUCGCCGCCUGCCGCUUGGUACGCGCCCUCAGUCGAAGCAUAGGCGUGUUGCGCACUAGCCUCGUUGAUGCAGGGGUGGCAGAGAAGCUUGUUGAGAUGAUCAAGGACGAGACUCUUGGAGAGGAUGGAGAAGACGACGAAUUAAGGACGCAGGCCACCGCUAGCAUCUGCAACUUGGUGCUCUCCUUUGCGCCCAUGAGGCAGACCCUGCUGGACAAUGGCGGGCUGGAUCGACUAGUCUCUCUGGCCAAGACGUGCACCCAUGGCCCUACGAAGCUCAACGCGCUCUGGGCUAUGAAGAAUGUGCUGUAUGCCAGCGAGCUGGAGGUGAAGCGCACGGUCAUGUCCAAGCUAGGCUUCGACACUCUCGAGGCACUGGCUCGGGGUCCCUCCUCUUCGACCAGUAACGAGCGAGGCAGGGACGAAGCUCUUCCCUCCUCCUUGUCGCCGAGCAACGAAAAUUCGCUUGCCCUCCAAGAGAACUCUCUCAAUAUCAUCCGCAACCUCACCUCAUCCCGAGCAGGUGACAUUGCCUUCACCCUCUCCGGCUUUGGUGGCGCUACCAGGUUCUUUGAGCUGAUCGAGCACGUCAUUUGGCAGCGCCAAUCGGAUCUGGUGACGGAGCAGGCGGCGUACGUCUUGGUCAAUGUGGCCACGGGGGACGUGUCGCAUAGGAGGGCACUGCUGCGUCGGAACAAUUGCCUGGACGCGAUUGUGUACUUUGCUGGUCAUCCCAGGGCAGAGGUCAAGGUCGCGGGAUUAUGGUGCGUCAUGAAUCUCACGCAGGGCGUAUCAGCAGCGCAGCAGCAGCAGGCGGCAGCGAGUUCUGCGGCAGCUAUGCAGACAGAGGGUGCAGGGCAGGAAGCAGCCGACGUCGAUGACUCGACGCCAUUCGACGUAGAGCGAGAGGCUGUCGGAAGACUGAGGCGCUAUGGCUUCGAUGGAGUGCUGCGCUCUCUCCUGACAUCCCCGGACGCCGACGUCAAGGAUCGCGCAAGGGCGCUUUCGGGUCGCUUUGAGACCAAGACGGUCGCGACGGGGGCGAGUUCCAUUUCGAACGAGCGACAGAGGUCCUCGUCUGGCACUGGAACAGCUCAGGCUGCCCCGCCUGCGGCUGCGUGAGGUCGCGUCGCUGGGCGUGUAGGCAAGGCUCCUUCUUACCCUUUGUACAUCUGACAACUGCUUCGCCGAUCCGCUGUCGUUCAUACCCAAAUGCUCAGGCUUCACAUCUUUUAUCGCGACGUUUCAAUGCAUGAGAAUUACGAGUCAGGAG
This is a messenger RNA of Jaminaea rosea, 3163 nucleotides long. RefSeq names its product ARM repeat-containing protein. The coding region runs from base 64 to 3012 and encodes 982 amino acids. Gene Ontology annotation, molecular function: protein binding. The transcript has a single exon. The record is from RefSeq and is a predicted model, not a curated record. NCBI's taxonomy places the organism in Eukaryota, Fungi, Basidiomycota, Exobasidiomycetes, Microstromatales. Gene Ontology annotation, cellular component: GID complex. Gene Ontology annotation, biological process: proteasome-mediated ubiquitin-dependent protein catabolic process.